Messenger RNA from Coccinella septempunctata (seven-spotted ladybird), 853 nucleotides. Its product is annotated as U4/U6.U5 small nuclear ribonucleoprotein 27 kDa protein-like. The coding region runs from base 138 to 623 and encodes 161 amino acids. Gene Ontology annotation, biological process: RNA splicing. Gene Ontology annotation, cellular component: precatalytic spliceosome. Lineage: Eukaryota; Metazoa; Arthropoda; Insecta; Coleoptera; Coccinellidae. The record is from RefSeq and is a predicted model, not a curated record. The transcript is spliced from 2 exons.
UAGGCAACAACGCAAUGGCACACUAGCGCUAGAGUGUAAAAAAGCACAACUAAAAAUGAGAGAACGUUUUUAUAUCGAUUUGUUGACAGUUGUCAAAUUAAAAGUGCAGUUCAAUUUUUUAUAGUUUUUAGAAUAUCAUGGGCAGACGUAGUAGAUCGAAGUCUCCCUUCGAAUCCAGAAGGCGAGAUAGGGACAGAGACAGGGAUAGAGAGAGAGAUAGAGACAGGGAUUUACGUGAACGGGAUAGAGAUCGACAUCACAGGAGGAAAAGAUCGAGAUCGAGGGACAGAUCUAGGGACAAAAGGAGAUAUUCUAACGAUAGGGAUAUUCGACGUCAUUAUACUCGUAGCAGAUCAAGAAGUAGAUCUAGGUCAGUAGAAAGACUCAAAAAAAAGAAUACACUUCCUGAAAGACCACUGAUAACUCCUGCAGAUCUUGAGGGGAAAACAGCAGAUGAACAGGAAAUGAUGAAACUCAUGGGCUUCUGCACUUUUGAUUCAACUAAAGGCAAGAAGGUUGAAGGCAACGAUGUAGGAACUGUCCAUGUAAUUUUAAAACGUAAAUACAGACAAUAUAUGAACAGAAAAGGCGGAUUCAACAGACCCUUGGAUUUCGUUGCCUAGAGCACUCAUAUUUUGACUGACUAACCACCUUCAGGUCAUAAACCAUACCUCACUGAUUAUUCUUAACGUUUUUCAUUAUGAAUUUUAAUCAUGUUCAUUAUAUUUUUCAUCGUUAAACCUUAAUAAUAAUAGUGAAUAUGCAAGUUACAAGUUGUGUAGAUUGUGAUCUUAGUGUUAAGUUUAAUUCUUGUGAUUUCUAAAAAUCAAAUAAAGUUUUUGAUAUUCCUUCA